Molecule: messenger RNA, 1512 nt
Organism: Mugil cephalus (flathead mullet)
Lineage: Eukaryota; Metazoa; Chordata; Actinopteri; Mugiliformes; Mugilidae
Product: B2 bradykinin receptor-like
Exons: 2
Coding region: 165-1163 (332 amino acids)
Biological process (GO): G protein-coupled receptor signaling pathway; neutrophil chemotaxis; immune response
Cellular component (GO): membrane
Molecular function (GO): bradykinin receptor activity
Source: RefSeq, a predicted model, not a curated record
UCACUUUAAUAGGAGCUUUUUCCUCCUUUAAGCAAGUCACACUCGCGCAGAAGGCUGCAGCACAAGGUACCGAAGGAGAGGAGCUGGGACUUAUUCUGUUCUCUUUGUUGAUCAAGAAGAAUUGCCAACAAGUUCUCUGCAACAACCCUGACUGCCACGCGACAAUGGAUGGAAACCAAACCGAAACGAAUGCAUCUUCGUGUCUAUAUCAGCCCCCUGAGUGGCUCCACCCUGUGACUUAUUGGUACAUCCUGGUCAUCUGUGUGCUUGGAAUUGUCUUUAAUGUGUUUGUGUUGACGGUUUUCUGCCUCCACAAGAAGGCCUGCACUGUGGCGGAGAUCUACUUGAGUAACCUGGCUGCUGCUGACCUUCUUCUGAUGUUCUGUUUGCCUUUCUGGGCUGAAAAUGUUAACAAAAAAUAUGACUGGCCCUUUGGUGGAGGCCUGUGCAAAAUGGUCAAUGUUUUCAUCAUCAUGAAUGCCUACAGCAGCAUCUACUCCCUCGUUCUGAUUAGCAUUGACCGUUAUUUGGCGCUUGUGUUCCCAUUGUCCCAUGAAAGGCUGCGUAGGCCACUUCUUGCCAAAGUGGGAUGUCUAGUGGUGUGGGUGUUAUCCUUUCUCCUGAGUGUCCCUCAGCUCAUCUACAGGGAUGUUAAGAUAAUUGAUAAUUCUACCGCAUGCGCAAUAUAUUAUCCAAAUGACGCUACACACGCAGGCUGUGAAAUAAUGCAAAUUAUGUUCGUAUUCAUUAUUCCUGUCUUCAUUAUUUCCAUCUGCACUUUCAAAAUAAUUCAAACUCUGAGAUGCAGGUAUAGAGAUGGAUUAAACAUUCAGAAAAAGGAGAAGAGGGCCACCUUUCUGGUUCUGGCAGUCCUCCUGGCUUUCCUGGUUUGCUGGAUACCAUUCCACAUUAUGAAGAUAAUAGACACAUUGGAUUAUGUUGAAGUUCUGACGUUGACAUGUAACACUAGAAUCUUUAUUUACAUGUGGCACCCAAUCCUACUGUAUUUUGCCUUCUUCAACAGUGUUCUCAACCCCAUUCUCUACGUCAUCGUGGGGAAAAACUUCCGCAAAAAAGUUAGGGAAGUCUUCAAGCAGUGGAGUCAUAGGAGAAGGGCAACCUUCAGCCUCACCUCCAUGCGCACUCAAAUGACAAAGUCAUGAGAAAGUCUCAAGCUGAUCCCAAGAACUGAGGUUUAUUUAUUUUAACAUAUAAGAAGAUUUAUUUUAUAUCCAUGAUGUGUAUAUAUGUGUGUUGCAUUUAGCACUUCAAUCAGCCGUUGCUCAGAAAGAUGUAUUCAAGACAACAGCACCUUGAUUUGAUUGGACAGCUGGUGGCCUUCCCAUCAGAUCCUGCUUCAGAAGGAAGAUAACUUUAGAGGAGGGACUCAGCUGUACCCUACGCUUUUAUGCUGCUCUUUUUAAGUCCUUGGAAUUCCCAGUCUUUUUUGAGACACGGAUGUACAGGCAACGAGAAAAAGAGGACUGAAAAAGAAACAUGUUUAAGGUCUGU